AUGAUUUCUGGGGAAUAUCUAGAAAAGGUUGCUGUCAAGAUAAUUGACAAGACGAAGACCGACGCAGCUGCUCGGCGCCUUAUCUUCAGGGAGGUGGCGGUGCUCGACAGGCUUCACCACCCAAACAUUAUCCGGCUCUACGAGGCAAGUGAUCGAGUCGCUGACGCGACUGAACAUCGUGAUGGACAUGAGCACAACAUAGUUCACCGUGACAUCAAGGCGGAGAACGUCUUCUUCUCUAUGCGUUCGCCGAUUGUCGAUCCAGAGGGGGGUCAGACCAACCACCGCUUGGUUUCUGGAAGGUAUCCGUGGGAGUGCGGAAGCAGCUACUCCACUUCGUCAACUUCGACGACACGCCGUCAAGGUCAUCGGAGCGACACUAUCUCCAAGUCCAGUAGAGCAUCUUCGGGGGAAUCCCAACACGCCGAGUCCAAUCAGUCGCUGCUGUAUUCUCCCAACUUUUACCGAGUUAAAAUCGGUGAUUUUGGGUUCAGUAAGACAAUCAACAACUCUGACCAGCAACUAACAACAUUCUGCGGUUCCCCACCGUAUGCCGCACCCGAGCUCUUCAACUCCUCAUCGUACCUGGGUCCGCCGGUGGACAUGUGGGCCAUGGGGGUGCUGCUCUACUACAUGCUGGUGGGGUGUCUGCCCUUCCGCGGUCGCACGGUCACCCAGCUGCGCAAGGCCAUUCUGGAGGGGACCGCGGGAGGGGGUCUGGUGCACGUGCCCCCUCGCGUCUCGCAAGGCGCCGCCGCCCUCAUCCGCAAACUGCUCUCGCGCAACCCCAAGACCCGUCCGAGGGCCGCCAAACUCAUAGAGGAGGCCACGCGAGUCGCGUCGCCCCUUCGACCCCUCUCGGUCGAUCGUCUGGUGGCGACGGGGGGCAAUUACUGCUGGCGACGCACUCAGCCCUGGCUGGCCAAACAAGUGUUCCCAGCUGAAUACCCCAGAUUCAGCAUGCAGCCCGGCUCCCUGGACGCGUGCUCAGCCCUCGCCGACGCCAGCAAAAGGGCUUCCCGAAUCCUCCUAAGCCCCUCCUUGAUGCCCGCUGGCAAGAGGCCUGAGGUGGCUCACGAGACCUCCCUGUCAACACGGACGUCGGCGUCUGGUCAUCUGGACGUGAAUCCCGGGGUCGCAAUCACCAACGCCAAGUCGACUACUGACCUCAACGAACGCGUCAACACGAGGAUGAUGAGUGCGUCGGAGGACGUGAUUGCCCAGUCAGAGGUCGAGGCGGCCAGGCUGCUUCUCCAGCUCGGCAUCGCCUCAGAUCGUCUCGGUGACCAUAGAAACAGCGACGCCCGAAGUUCCAUCACCGGCGCCUACCGCAUCAUGCUGCACCAGCUGCAAAGAUUUCUCAAAGCACGCUUGAAUAAUAAGAAUUUAGUUGAAAUAACCCCGUCUUUCCUUUUUUGCAAGAUGUCGGAGAUUGAGCAAUCUUCCGCCGUUCCAAGACGACGGCACCGAGUCGGGAAUCAGCACGGAAACUCCAGCCAGCCAGGGAACGUCGUCAAAGCCACGAAUGAAGAAGUCGCCCUCUGA
Mesocestoides corti is the source of this 1545-nucleotide messenger RNA. The record is from the annotation of a GenBank genome assembly. NCBI's taxonomy places the organism in Eukaryota, Metazoa, Platyhelminthes, Cestoda, Cyclophyllidea, Mesocestoididae.